Messenger RNA from Penicillium longicatenatum, 807 nucleotides. RefSeq names its product acetate uptake transporter family protein. Lineage: Eukaryota; Fungi; Ascomycota; Eurotiomycetes; Eurotiales; Aspergillaceae. The record is from RefSeq and is a predicted model, not a curated record. The transcript has 2 exons. The coding region runs from base 1 to 807 and encodes 268 amino acids. Gene Ontology annotation, cellular component: plasma membrane. Gene Ontology annotation, molecular function: acetate transmembrane transporter activity.
AUGGAGCAGACAAUCAUCGUCAGGGAUGUCGAAAAGCCACUCUUCAACACCGAAGUGAAUGGCUCCAGGGGUGACGGAUACCAAAGCCCAACCCUGGUAGUUCCCCCCUGCGACCAUGAGCAAUCUCUUCUUCACAACCCUCCAGACCAUCAAUUACUGCCGAGACAAGAGCAAAACGUAUCCAAUGGAGGCCGAAAGUUUGCAAAUCCAGUUCCGUUGGGCCUGUGUGCCUUUGCACUGACAUCGUUCAUCUCAAACUCUACAAAUGUUUUUGUAACAGAUGCGCGAUCGACUGGCAUCACCAUUGCGCUGCCGCUGAUAUACGGCGGCUUGGUUCAGCUGAUCUCGGGAAUGUGGGAGAUGGCCAUCGGCAAUACCUUUGGAGCGACAUCCUUUUCCUCCUAUGGUGCCUACUGGAUUACCUUCGGUGUCAUGUCAAUGAUUGAGGGGACCACGGAAAAUGGUGACACUUGCCAAGCUGAGACACUUAUGGGGGUCUUCAUGAUGGCAUGGUUUAUCUUCACUACCUUGAUGCUUCUAGGCACGCUCAAGUCAAGUCUUGCUAUGUUCCUCUUGUUCUUCUUUCUGGACAUGAACUAUCUCCUUCUUGGCAUCGCUCAUCUGGCAUGUCACUCCGAGCUUCGGAAAGUGGGCGGAAUAUUUGGACUAUUAGCCGCUCUUGCUGCCUGGUGGAAUGCAUGUGCGGGUGUGCUGGAUAGCAGUAAUUCCUUUUUCACGGUGCCCUUGGGCCAUUUUCCAUGGUCCCCCGCGGCUCGAGUCCAUCGAGCCAAGGUCAAAGACGUUUGA